CUAAAUCUGCUUGCUGCAGGUUUAGAAAGCUCUCAUUCUGCUUAGGUACAGCCUGUGGGGUGUCAGGCGUACCCCUGACUCCUGCUCCUGCCUUCUGUUCUUUGGCUGUUGCUGCUGAGGGUGGCUAAGGACCUUCAACUGAGAGGCCCCCCACCCUGCCCCCUGGAGCAGCACUGCCAGACCGAACCCACCCUGGGUUCCUGGCAUCUCAGCUACUGGAGCUGCCAGUCUCGGAUUACAGGAGGGGAGGGAGGGCAGGUCUGGAUCUCAAGACCUCAGUCCUAUGUGCAAUGCAAGCCCGAGUGCUCCGUCCGCCACGGGGAGACUGUGGCCGUGUGGGCUCUCUGUGCCAGGCCUCGGUAUUCACAGAGGGAGGUGGAAGUCCACACCGCCUGGCGGGACUUUACAGAGGCUCAGGAAAAAGAUGAACUGGUCCCAUUCCUGCGUCUCCUUCUACUGGAUUUACUUUGCUGUUUCCAGACUGAGAGCUGUAGAAACAGCCGAUGGAAAAUAUGCCCGGAAGUUGUUUCAUGACCUUUUUGAAGAUUAUUCCAGUGCUCUUCGUCCAGUGGAAGAUACAGAUAAAGUCCUGAAUGUCACGCUGCAGAUCACAUUGUCUCAGAUUAAGGAUAUGGAUGAAAGAAACCAAAUUCUGACCGCCUACCUAUGGAUCCGCCAAAUCUGGCACGACGCCUGUCUCACGUGGGACCGAGACCAGUACGACGGGCUCGACUCUAUCAGGAUUCCCAGCGACCUGGUGUGGAGGCCGGACAUUGUCCUGUAUAACAAGGCUGACGAUGAAUCUUCAGAGCCCGUGAAUACCAAUGUGGUCCUACGGUAUGAUGGGCUGAUCACCUGGGAUGCACCAGCCAUCACCAAAAGCUCCUGUGUGGUGGAUGUCACCUACUUCCCCUUUGAUAACCAGCAGUGCAACCUGACCUUUGGCUCCUGGACCUACAAUGGCAAUCAGGUGGACAUAUUCAACGCCCUGGACAGCGGUGAUCUCUCUGACUUCAUAGAGGACGUGGAAUGGGAGGUCCAUGGCAUGCCUGCUGUGAAGAACGUGAUCUCCUAUGGCUGCUGCUCUGAGCCUUACCCCGAUGUGACAUUCACUCUCCUUCUGAAGAGGAGGUCCUCCUUCUAUAUUGUCAACCUCCUCAUCCCAUGCGUCCUCAUAUCUUUUCUGGCUCCUUUGAGUUUUUAUCUCCCAGCAGCCUCUGGGGAAAAGGUCUCCCUGGGAGUGACCAUCCUGUUGGCCAUGACUGUAUUUCAGCUGAUGGUGGCAGAGAUCAUGCCAGCCUCAGAAAAUGUCCCUCUGAUAGGUAAAUAUUACAUAGCCACCAUGGCCUUGAUCACAGCCUCCACUGCCUUGACCAUUAUGGUGAUGAACAUCCACUUCUGUGGGGCCGAGGCCCGGCCAGUGCCACACUGGGCCAGAGUGGUCAUCCUGAAAUACAUGGCCAGGAUCUUAUUUGUCCACGAUGUGGGCGAGAGCUGCCUCCGCCACAGUAGGGAGCGGGACCACCUCACGAAGGUUUAUAGCCAACUCCCAGAGCCUGACCUGAAAACAGCCAGGAACAAAGACCUUUCCAGAAAGCAGAAACUGCAUGAUCUCUUAAAGAAUGACCUGGGGUGCCAGGGUGAGAAGGCACAGGAUGCCGACAGCUACUGCGCACGGUACAAAGUGCUGACGAGGAACAUCGAGUACAUCGCCAAGUGCCUCAAGGACCACAAGGCCACCCAUUCCAAGGGGAGCGAAUGGAAGAAGGUUGCAAAAGUCAUAGACCGAUUCUUCAUGUGGAUUUUUUUCAUCAUGGUGUUCGUGAUGACUAUUUUGAUUAUAGCAAGAGCAGAUUAGUAGGCAUUUGGUAUCUGGGGAGAAAUUAGUACAAUUCCCUGUGAUCUACUCCAAUGUUCUUCCAAGCCAGAUUUUGUUCUUAUAUAAUGGAGGGGUUAUAUUGUCUGUGCUUUUUAUUUUUAACUUCAAAGCAAUGUUGUGGCUACCUGGCAGGUUAAAUUAAGCAGGAGAUGCAAAAUAUCAAGGGUAGGAAGAUAGAGAAAGUAGGGAAGGACCCCUUUUACAGCUUACCAGAGUGUUGAAUGACCGGCCUCUAGUUUAUAUAUCAAUAAGUACUCACCUCUUUAGCAGUGUAGAUAACAAAGUAUACCACUUUAUUGCUCAAAAUUUAAAACAAAAAUGGCAAAACAAAACAAACUCAUUUCCCCCUUAGUUCCUAUUAGAACAUGCUUUUAAAAAAGGAGAUUAGUCAUGAUGCCUUUUUCAGGUGUGGUGCAUUUCAAGCCAAAUCGGAAAUGGUGGAAUAAAAGGUUUUGUCCCACAUAAAGAAAGUCUAAGGGUCAGCAAUUUAAUGGGAAAGAGAGCUUUCUUCAUAAUGCUGAUGUCAUAUAUGUUGGUUACAUUAAUACAAACCUGAAAGAUGAGGUCAUUCCUGUUUUUAGUCUUUGAUUAAAAUAAGAUAGAUGGCCUGACUCAAGCAUUACAAAAGCGACCCAUGUAACCAAGAACAUUUGUACCCCCUUAAUAUUUUGAAAUUUAAAAAAAUAACAUAGAUGAGAUUGUCAUGCCUUUAGUCUUUGAUUAAGAUAAGUUGAUUAGCAAGCCAGACUCAUUCAUUCAUUCAUUCAUUAACUGGUCACCAAACAUUUAUUAAGUUUCUCCUACAUAUAAUAAAGCUACAUGAUUCACAUUUGCAUUGGGCGCCAUAGCAAAUCUUGUACACAAGCUGAUCACUUUUUUUUUAAGACAGAGUCUCACUCUGUUCCCCGGGCUAGAGUGCCGUGGCAUCAGCCUAGCUCACAGC
Molecule: messenger RNA, 2822 nt
Organism: Lemur catta (Ring-tailed lemur)
Lineage: Eukaryota; Metazoa; Chordata; Mammalia; Primates; Lemuridae
Gene: CHRNA9
Product: cholinergic receptor nicotinic alpha 9 subunit
Exons: 5
Coding region: 284-1858 (524 amino acids)
Biological process (GO): nervous system process; signal transduction; monoatomic ion transmembrane transport
Cellular component (GO): synapse; postsynaptic membrane; neuron projection
Molecular function (GO): acetylcholine-gated monoatomic cation-selective channel activity; transmembrane signaling receptor activity
Source: RefSeq, a predicted model, not a curated record